This is a messenger RNA of Cololabis saira (Pacific saury), 1630 nucleotides long. RefSeq names its product tetratricopeptide repeat domain 33 (gene ttc33). Lineage: Eukaryota; Metazoa; Chordata; Actinopteri; Beloniformes; Belonidae. Gene Ontology annotation, molecular function: protein binding. The record is from RefSeq and is a predicted model, not a curated record.
UCCCAAUAAGCAAACCAUGUUAGUUAAAUGUAUUUUAUAUGCAGAUUUCACCUAAAAGUUCACUGUAAAUCCUUACAGACACAUGUUCUCUGCGGGCGUUUGUUCACAGAUCUCUCGGAGUCCGUGUUACAGAACAUAACCUGAACGCAUCGUGAAGGAUUCACGUAAAUAUUUCUGCAAAAUAUCUCCAGAUGGCUUCAUUUGGCUGGAAGAGGAAGGCUGGAGAGAAGGUGUCGCAGACGGCGGUGCAGCAGUUCGAGGCUGAGGCGGAGAAAGCUGCAGAUGGACCGAGCCAGGAGGACGUGGACUGGCUGGGAGCCAUCAAACGACGAAGAGAGGUCCUGCUGGAAGACUGUGGUCAGAAGAGCCAGAGGCUCAAAGGUGAAGGUGUGCAGCUGGCUGAGCAGGGCAGGCACUGGGAAGCCAUAAAGAAGUGGGACGAGGCUAUCCAUCUGACUCCAGACAACCCACAGCUGUAUGAAAUGAAGUCUCAGGUGCUGACCAUUCUACACGAAGUGUUUCCAGCUGUGAAAGCAGCAGAGAUGGCUGUGAAGUUCCACCCGCUGUGGUGGGAGGGCUGGCAGACUUUGGGCCGAGCUCAGCUCAACCUGGGAGAGGUGGACCUGGCCGUGAGGUCCUUCCAGAUGGCGAUCCACCUGUGCCCAUCAGAGAACACCUUGUGGCAGGAGGACCUGAAGUGGGCAUGGGCGUUACAGAAGCAGAAUUUAGCAACCAAGGAGAAGAACAGGCAGGAAGAGGAGACCGAAAAGAAGAUCUUUAACGCUCCUGAGCUGGAGCAGGACUAUGACUUUGAGUCAGAAGAAGUGCUGGCGGCCUGCAUGGCCGUCGCAGAGCGACAGAUGCAGUACGAGGAGCUGAAGAGGACCAGCGUGGUCGUCGACACCGAGGGGAAUGUGAGAAACGUAGUGAGCGGGGAAGAGGGAUCAGAAGACGCAGUGACGCCGUCAAAAGAUCAUCUGGUCAAAGCAAGAGGGGUUUGAACUGUGUGAACUCACUGUCCUGGCUACAUUUUUUUUGUAGGAGUCAGUGGUAUUAUUUUUUCAUUUUAUUAUGAAACCACUGAGAGUGCAGAAUUAGAACAUAAAACCAUCAUUUUAAUGGCAAAGAUGAGUCAGUUUAGUCAAGAUAUAUAUUUAAUAAUUGAGUUUUCUUCGUUGUGUAUUCCAGACGCUAAUGUUAAUUGUGGCAAUGGUGCAUGUUGACUUUUUAUAGCUGCUCUGACUCAUUGAGCUGGAACUGGAUUUGAUACCAGAAGGAUAGAAAAACCAGUCUGAGAGUCAAGUUUCAGUCCUCUAGUAUGUUUAUGUGAGAAGACACCCAGUGUACAUCUUGAGCUAAUGUUUCAUCUUAAAACGGGCAUUUUAUUUGUAACUGCACACAUGAAAACAGUACAUUGAAUGGAAUCAGUGGUCUGUAAAAUAUCAACUGGGGUACAGAAAAAUACGUGCCAGCAUAAAUAUAGAUGAUUUAUGGAGGCAUAUCAACCUUUCUCUUCCUCUUUUAGACUUGUGGUGAGUCAUUGUGAAUGAAUGAGGAAAAUAAAUACAGGUUUUUUGCUUUAAAAGAUUGUGCACACUCAGCAAAAUGUCAAUGAUUGAAUAAAAAUGAA